Molecule: messenger RNA, 416 nt
Organism: Sitodiplosis mosellana (orange wheat blossom midge)
Lineage: Eukaryota; Metazoa; Arthropoda; Insecta; Diptera; Cecidomyiidae
Exons: 4
Coding region: 102-416 (104 amino acids)
Source: RefSeq, a predicted model, not a curated record
GUUAACCAAUUUAAAAAGUUAAAAAUAUUCAAUUUUUGUUUCAUUUUUCACAAGAGAUUUUCAAAAUCAACUCAAAAGUUAAAAGAAAAUAAAAGUCGAAGAUGGACAAACGUAUUCUGAGAAAAAAAAGCAACCAAGCAAAGCUUAAAUCGUUGACUGGUGGUGUGGAAGACACAUUGCCAACCAAAACUCACCAGAAAACCGAACGAGUUUUGAGGAACAAGAGCAGCAAAGCAACAUCUAAUUCGUUGAAUGGUGGUGUGGAAGACACAUUGCCAACCAAAACUCACCAGAAAACCAAAGAGGCUGUGAUUAACAAAGAAAACAACGCAACAUCUAAUUCGAAGAAUCAGCAUUCUGGCAAUUUAAAUCGGGUUAAAACUCCCGUUGAAAUUCGAUACAUUUCGAAGCAAUAA